Molecule: messenger RNA, 2284 nt
Organism: Acanthaster planci (crown-of-thorns starfish)
Lineage: Eukaryota; Metazoa; Echinodermata; Asteroidea; Valvatida; Acanthasteridae
Product: beta-1,4-galactosyltransferase 6-like
Biological process (GO): carbohydrate metabolic process
Cellular component (GO): Golgi apparatus
Molecular function (GO): UDP-galactose:glucosylceramide beta-1,4-galactosyltransferase activity
Source: RefSeq, a predicted model, not a curated record
CGUGGUCAUUGAUUCUCACGGUCACAUAAGCGCACACCAUUUUGUUGAAUCACUGGGAAUCCGAAUGUCUCCGUCAUGGAAUAAGAAAUGUGUUUCGAGUCAACGUCAGUGUACUACGUGCUAACUUGAAGUCAGAAACAAUAGGAAGGAUUGUGUGGUUAGGUUCAUGGAAUCCCUGACGAGAUGAUGUGAAUCUAUGAUUUAACAGAGGACUUCUGGCCACAGUUUGGGAUUGCUGAUGACCGUCUUGUCUACGCUGAGUGGAAGCUUGUCGUCGUUUGGCCCUCACCGCACUAGAUGGCACUCUUUCUGUCGUGUUGCACCCUGUUCCAGAUUUGUUUGAUUAAAAUGGAUGCUUUUAACGUAACUCACUAGUACCUUCUAAGCUUUGUAAAAAUGCCCAGGUAAUAUUUUGUGGUGUGCUGCAAAAACUCACUCUGUAUCGAGGAUAAUUUCACCAUAUGGGGUGCAAGGUCUCACAGAACGUCUUGAAGCAUUUGUUGUCCUUUUGGGAUUCCUGGACGUCUGUGGACAAGUAACGAUCUCAUGCUUUGAGGGGUAUCAUCCUCCGGUAGUCUUCUAAUAAAACCUGGGCAUUAGAUAGCCAAACCACCGACUGUGUCGAUGAUGAGUCUGCUCAUUAACUGCUUACCUCGGUCAAUCAGGUACCGUUGUACCCUCAAGUCCCUAGCCAUGAACAAAACUCUGAUCGUACUGAUGUGGGCCUUGGUAGCCUGUGCACUUGUAUCGACCAGCGUUCUCUGGAAGUCCAUGGACAGUAAGUAUGGUGUCGAACAAGAUGGUGGGGGAUACCGCUUAUCUGAUUGGCUGAACCGAUUGCGCAGAAGCAUUGACCUCGCUUAUGACCCCAACCAAAGAGUAUCAAUACGUAGUCAAGAUAUCAGGUAUGGCGAGACUGAUGAAAUUUGCGAAGAGAAUGAUUUUGCUGGAUCGGACGGCAAUGUGACCUUAUAUAUGAACUGGACCGAACUUUACCACGCUGAAGAGGAAAUCUUACGAACAUCCACAAGUUUUGUGAGAAAGCACCUCCAUACAGACAACGUCCUGGUGCGGUCCAUUUACGCUGACGCUGCACAUGGUGGCCGACGACCAGAAAGGAAACAGCCGCAUAGGACCGUUUCCGACGCACUCUCGGAGGGGAUAUUAAUUGAUGAUUAUUAUUAUGUAUCUGGAGGACACUGGAUACCAGCAAAGUGCCAUCCACGAUGGAAGGUGGCAAUUAUUGUUCCAUUUAGAGAUAGAUUUUAUCAACUGCCAAUUUUCCUGAGAAACAUCGUACCAUUUCUAAAACGACAGAAACUUGAGUUUGGAAUCUACGUUAUCGAGCAGGCCAAUGGGUUGGAUUUUAACCGUGCCAUGUUGAUGAAUGUUGGCUUCCAACAAGCCCUCAAUUUCAGUCGUUGGGAUUGCUUCAUCUUCCAUGACGUGGAUCACCUCCCUCUGAAUAACGCCAAUUAUUAUGGAUGUAGUCACAUGCCCAGACAUUUCAUCUCCGGCGCUGACAGAUGGAAUUACAAGCUUCAGUAUAGCUUUUUCUUUGGCGCAGUCACUGGCUUCACUCGCUCCCAGAUACAGAAGUUCAACGGGUUCCCCAACGCCUACUGGGGAUGGGGAGGCGAGGAUGACGACAUCUUGAUUCGGAUCCAAGCCCACGGGUUCUUCAAGACCCGACCCUGGGGAGUAACAGGAUUCUAUAACGUCAUCGCUGAACACCACAAGAGUGCUCCAAAGAACAAAAAGAGAGUUUGCCUUCUGGAUUACGCGCAUGAGAGACUAGAGAGCGACGGACUCUCUAAUUUGGUCUACCCGCCGGCACGGGUGACCCUAACCCCCCUCUACACCAACAUCUCAGUGAAUAUCACAAAACUCGCCUUGAAUCCCACCUGGACCGUGUGCACGCGGGAUUAUAAGAGAGCCAAGAAGGACGAGUUGGUAAACUGGAAGAUGAACUGAUGGGAACGAGCUGGAAGGACGCCACAUCCUCACGGCUGGCGCUAUCUGACGCCCUCUGCUAUGUCGUUCAGACCAACCAACAGGCCAAGUAUGUGUUUUCCCGGUAAAUUUCAUGGCAAAAAUCGUUCAGUUUAGCGCGAGCAAGUCUGGUCUGAGCCAAUUUGGUUCACCAGGCCGGUAUUAUCUCUGGUUUCCUUGGCAUGAAACGACUGAGAUCAUUUCUAUUCCUCCUGGAGGGGAUGCCAGUCCAUCACAGGUUGCUUCCCAGCUAACGCUGGUACCCAUUUAUACUCCUGGGUGGAGAGAAGCA